This is a messenger RNA of Nematolebias whitei (Rio pearlfish), 4881 nucleotides long. It is a transcript of the gene kif14, whose product is annotated as kinesin family member 14. The transcript is spliced from 29 exons. Gene Ontology annotation, molecular function: microtubule motor activity; ATP binding; microtubule binding. The record is from RefSeq and is a predicted model, not a curated record. Gene Ontology annotation, biological process: microtubule-based movement. NCBI's taxonomy places the organism in Eukaryota, Metazoa, Chordata, Actinopteri, Cyprinodontiformes, Rivulidae. The coding region runs from base 1 to 4881 and encodes 1626 amino acids.
AUGUCGAUAUUUAGCGUACAAGCGAGGAAGCAUACGGCGUUUUAUGACCAUUUAAUGUCAGCAUCAGUGUCCAGAACACCUGGGAGAGAGCGACCAGCGGAUAUAAAGGCAGCGGAUCCGCCUUCUCUGGGAACAAGAGAGACAUCAAGCUCAGAAUCUGCGAGCGAAGUCAGCAGGUCGUCUGAGAAAAGUCAUGUAAACAGGACUUAUGUCGUCUCUGCCAUGUCAAAAGGCGGCAGCGGGCAGCAGACACCUUACAGAGGCCGACUGACGUUACAGAGGAGGUCCAGGAGGAAGACUGGGACUGAAAGAAUGAGAGAGGAAACUGGGACUGAGAGCAGCCAUAACACAACUCCAGCCCCGGAGAAGAGGCUGACUCUGCAGCGCAGGACCAGGACCCCCUCCAUGAUGGAUAAAACUAAAAGCUCGCGUGGGUUCAGCAGUACUGGCCAACAACCCACCUCCAAAGUCCUGAGUGAACCAAACGGCAGGACUCCUGGCUUACUUAGAUCUGCGAGUUUAAGAGAAACUGCCCCCAAGUUCUCAGAAGCUGCAGCUCAGACGCAGCAGAUGGAGUCUGCGCGCAAAGAGGCGCCCUCCUCCGCAGCCAGGACUCUUCUUCCCGAGGAUCGAGCCCACACCUUUAAAACCCCCACCAAAAAGACACCGUUUGAAAAAAUCGCCGCCAAGCGAGAUGUUUUUGAGAAAUUGGCAAAUAAAGAAGCUCCCAAACCGGUGGCGCACAAGUCAGCAAGUCUGGAAAAGCCCCAAACCCGAGCGCACCAGGCUGGAGACGCCAAGGCUCAACCUGUGGCUGCGCCUCGAGUCAGCAAGGCCUUACCAGGUGUACACAGGCCCAACACUGCCAUGCAGGAGAGGAAGAUGACAACCUCCAGUGCAAAGCCUGAAGUAACCAGUGAACCCACCCUGAUCCAAACCAGUGAGAAUCUGAGGCAGCAGGAUUCACUGAAGAUGGAGAACAGUGCUGUGACCGUGGCUGUCCGUGUCCGCCCCUUCAGUGCCAGAGAGAAAACGGAGAAGGCCUUGCGGGUCAUAUUCAUGAACGGUCAGGAGACUGUCGUCCAGAAUCCAGAGUCCAAACAGAGCUACUCCUUUACGUACGACUACUCUUUCUGCUCGGUGGAUGACCGUGACCCCACCUUCGCCAGCCAGAAGUCGGUGUACGAGACUCUGGCCAAACCUCUGCUGCUGAGGGCCUUUGAGGGAUUUAACACCUGCUUGUUUGCUUAUGGCCAAACAGGUUCUGGGAAAUCCUACACGAUGAUGGGCUUUGAGGAAGAGGCGGGGGUCAUCCCUCGUUUCUGCCAGGAGCUGUUUUUGAAACUGGCCUCUAUGGAAAAUGAAGAAGUCAAGUGUCACGUAGAGAUGAGCUACUUUGAAGUGUACAACGAGAAGAUCCACGACCUGCUGGUGACCAGAGAGGAGCCAAACCAGAGGAGGAUGCCGCUGAGAGUCAGGGAGCAUCCAGUUCACGGUCCAUACGUUGCUGACCUUUCUGCAAAUGUGGUGAGCUGUUACGAUGACAUUAAGGGCUGGCUGGAGCUUGGUAACAAGCAGAGAGCUACAGCAGCAACUGGGAUGAAUGACAAGAGCUCCAGGUCUCACUCAGUCUUCACCCUGGUUAUGACCCAGAUGAAGACGGAGUUUGUGGAGGGAGAGGAGCAUGACCACAGCAUCACCAGCAGGAUAAACCUGGUUGAUCUGGCCGGCAGCGAGCGCUGCAACUCAGCUCAGACAAGUGGAGACAGACUCCGGGAGGGUGCUAGCAUCAAUAAGUCGCUGCUAACUCUUGGAAAGGUCAUCUCCGCCUUAUCUGAACAAGUACUGACCAGGAAGAAGGUCUUCAUACCGUACAGAGAGUCUGUUCUCACAUGGUUGUUGAAAGAAAGCCUUGGUGGUAACUCCAAGACGGCCAUGAUUGCGACGGUGAGCCCGGCGGGCAGCAACAUGGAGGAGAGUCUGAGCACGCUGCGUUACGCUCAGCAGGCCCGCACGAUCAUUAACGUGGCCAAAGUCAACGAAGACACUAAUGCCAAGCUCAUCAGAGAGCUGAAGGCAGAGGUGGAGAAACUGCGAGCGGCCCAGAUGAGCUCCCUGGGCGUUGAGCCGGAGAGAGUCCGACUGUUCCAGCAGGAGAUCACCGCCCUGAAAAAUAAACUCUCUCAGCAAGAGAGAGAAAUGGCUGAGGCCAACCGGGCCUGGAGAGAAAAACUCGAGCAAGCAGAAAUCCGUAAACGUGAAGAAACCAAAGAACUGCAGAAAGUGGGCGUGACGUUCAAAGUGGACAACCGUCUUCCCAACUUGGUGAACCUGAACGAGGACCCUCAGCUGUCCGAGAUGCUUCUCUACAUGAUCAAGGAGGGCAGAACCACAGUAGGCAAGCUCAAACCAGGCUCCACUUACGACAUCCAGCUCACUGGAGCCCUCAUUGCUGACCAGCACUGUGUCAUAUCCAACAUCCACAAUACUGUCAGCAUCACUCCAAUGGACAAUGCCAAGACAUUUGUAAAUGGGAACCUCAUCUCUGAGUCUACUGUCCUACAUCAUGGUGACAGGGUUAUCCUUGGUGGGGACCACUACUUCCGCUUUAAUCACCCAGCAGAGGUGCAGUCUGGAAAGCGUGUGUCAUGCUGGACAAGUGCGGGCGAUGGCCAGAAAGACUUUGAGUUUGCCAAAAAUGAGCUACUGGCAGCUCAGAGAGCAAAACUCGAGGCUGAAAUUGAAGAAGCCCAGUUAAAGGCAAAAGAGGAGAUGAUGCAGGGAAUUCAGAUGGCAAAAGAAGUGGCUCAGAAAGAGCUUUCUGACCAGAAAUUUCUUUAUGAAAAUAGGAUUCGAGCCCUGGAAAAAGAACUGACUGAGGAAAAUGAGCGGAAGCAUCAGCAGGAGUUGGACCAGCAGAGGGUGACCAACCAGAUGAAGGAGCUCAAACUGGCCAAGCUGGAACUGCAGAAGGAGGUGGACACCCAUAAGACACGCCUCCGUCUACACAUGGAAACCCAGGCUAUGGAGGAACGUAGGGUAUGCCAAGCAAAGAUUGUUGAGGCCCUCGAGGCAGAAAAGAGGAAGAUUAGUGAGGAGCUGGAGGAGAUGCAGAAGAAAAGAGCUCUAAGGGCGAACAAAGCUCCUCAAAAUGCCUGUCCACAGUGGGAUGCCAUGAAGCUGUCUGUGAUGAUUGAAGAGGCCAAUAAAAUCAGUGUUAAACUAAAGAAACACACGAUCUUCAGCAGGCAUGAAAUCUCAGUCAGUGAAAACCCUGAUUGUGGGGGUCAACAAGUACGAGUUCAAAACACAAAGCUGGGGAUAACAACUUUCUGGAGCCUGGACAAGUUCCAGAACAACAUGGUGGCCAUGAGGGAGCUUGAACAGGGGGAUUCCACCUCUAAAGAUGACGAUGUGUUUUAUGACCCUGACGAUGAAUGGGAGCAAGAUAUAUCGGCCUCCUCUGCUUCCACCUCCUUUUCUCGCCGAAGGAGUAGGAGCCUUCUGAAGAGUAAGAGGAUCUCUGGUCGUCUCUAUGAGAUCCGCGUCCAUCCUAUUCAGAGCCUUAGCAGCUCGUCACAGUCUGCUGGGUUGAUGGGUGUGGUCAAUGCUCCCACCACCCAUUACAGCACCACACACCCUGCCAUACCUGGCAUCUGCAAGGAGCUGGUUGGUCAGUCAGUGGGUCGUUUGCGUGGCUGCAAUGGGACUGAAGAGAGCCUGGCAGAUAAACUGGUCUCUGAUCUGAAUCUGGUUUAUAAGGCGGUCCAAACCAUCUCCAACCUGUACGACGGCCUGGAUGAUGACGGUCAGGACAAUGUGUUUGUGUGCAACUCUGUAGCCCAGACUGAGCUGAUCAAGGCCACCGCAGCCAUAGAGAGUGCAGUGUUUGUUACCACGCACUGGUUGGCCAAUGUCAAACCCUCUUCUGGUUUACUCUACACCACAGCUGAAGAGCUUAAGAGCCAGGUUAAGAAGAUGGGAGGAUUCUUCCAGAUACUUAUUCAGGGUUGUGAGUCGGAGAUCACAUCAAUGGUGGUAGAAGCACGAAGGAAGAGCAGUCAGUGCCUGGAUGCUGCAUUGUUUUCUCUCAGUCACCUGGCAGUGAUGACAGGCAUGAAGUUGAACGUCGUGGGGCUUAGCUCUCAGCCCACAGGCAAGCCAUCAGUGACGAGUUGUCUGCUGAAGGGAACCAGUAAAGGUGUCGGCUCUCUCUUAGAGGAAACCCUCACCAUCGCUAAGGGAAUGCUGAGAGAGGCUCAGCUGGCCUAUCCCAGAAACCCCGUCCUGCAGAAUCUAAAAGCCAAAGUUCUCGAUCUGGCUCGUGCCCUGCAGAGCUACAUUCACUGCCACAUUUCUGAGAGGGAAUCUGACCUAGAGGAGGCGAAGGAAGAGGAAGAAGCCUCCAUUGCUUGUCUAGAGAGACUGAGGACUACGUCAGCCAAACUGUUCCAACUGACCCAGGCAGUUCGACGGCUGCAUUCCUCUUUAACUAAAGCCUUGCGAGAUAAUAACUCUGACCUCAGCAGCUGCAGAGAGCUGAUCUCCUCCUCUGCCACUACUGUUGACGACUUAAUCACUGGUCUGUCCAAGGAGGGUGCAGAGAGUGUGUCCCUGCAGCUCCCCUGCCUUCAGACUGUGAUAUCUGCACGAGACGAGCUCCACUCUGCACUCCAGUCCUUGUCCUCAUCCUCCUGCUGGAGCCAACAGGAAGUGGACAGAACCAGCAGUUCAUCCAGUUCUGAGAAGAGAACAGAAAAUUAUUUGUUUACCAAAGAGAGAGCUAAAGCACACAGCGCUGUUAGAAAUCGAGUUGUAAGUAAGAUGGUUUACUCCAUUGCCCCUGGUGUGGCCAGCAGUGAUAGCCCACACUGGGUGUAA